Dendronephthya gigantea is the source of this 1366-nucleotide messenger RNA. RefSeq lists its product as uncharacterized. The record is from RefSeq and is a predicted model, not a curated record. The transcript has 5 exons. The coding region runs from base 39 to 1178 and encodes 379 amino acids. NCBI's taxonomy places the organism in Eukaryota, Metazoa, Cnidaria, Anthozoa, Malacalcyonacea, Nephtheidae.
UUUAAAUAAGCUAGACUUCUGUUGCUGUAAACAUUAAGAUGGCUAUACUGGUUUCCCUUUCCAUAUUUCUGCUGAAAAUUUUAACCGUUAUUGCAAAGCCAGAUCAACCCCAAACAUCUUUGAGAAGGCAAACUACUUUCGUCAAAGUAAACGGCUAUUAUGGAGGAGAAUCGUUGCCACCUGAACACAUUAUUGCCAGACAUGCUGUCUAUUCCCAAGUUGAGUGUUCCUUAAAGUGUCUCCAAGCAACGGAUUGUGUUGGUUACAACUACAGACUUAACGCUAAAAAAUAUGCAGAAAAUUGUCAAAUCAGCAAAUACAAAACUGUAAAAAGUGGCUCAGAAUAUCACAAAAUAGGAGAGUGGACAUUUUAUCAAGAUCUUGGAAAAACUUUGGAAAAAGAAAAUGAAAUUGAGAACGAGAAAGCAAGUGAUGCUACAAGUUCAGAAUAUCUUUACAAUACUAGUUCAUGUAAUGACUUGCGCAAAAAGGAUCCUCAGUUACAAAACGGAUACUAUAGAUUGAAAACCUUUCAGGCAUACUGUGACCUGUUAAAUGAUGGAUGGACACUAAUCGCUCGCUUUUCCAACAAUGAUUCGAAGAAUUGGAUAUUAAAUGGGAAAUUUUGGUAUGAUAGAAAUCAAUAUUUUGGAAAAUUCUUAAACCCAGCUGAAAAUAAUGACAUGAUUUCUGAAGCAUUCUGGAAAGUAAAAGCCAACGAAUUCAAGAUAACACGAAGUGAUGACUCCAGUCACACAGCUCUACUACAGACCACUUCCAAUUGUCUUCAAGGUGGGACAUUCAGGUCUAAAAUCACAAGUUAUGGAAACUUUCGUAAUGGUGCUGUCUGGGCAAGUGAUCAGUGUCGUGGAAAUUGUCCAGUUAUUUACGGCGGUCAGUACCAAACUACGGCAGGUUUUGAGAAGCACAGUUGUAACGGCAACAUUCAGAGUAGUAACUACAUUGGGUUUUGGUGUGAUUGGGAUAGUGGUGAUGGUGCGGUGAUGAUGAUUGGUGGUGGAGGAAAUGAUUGUGACAGAGCAGAUCAUGGUGUUGGAAUAACAGAGGAAGGUGCAGCAAAGUUUGGUGUGGGUGACACACAUCAUGAUUAUGGCAAUAUUGAUAAUUUUGUGUCCAAUGCCCCCACAUCAUAUUCGCUCAACCUUUGGGUUCGUUAGAAUACAUGAGUCAUGAGAUAAUUGAAAAUUAAUGGUCUGAGAUUGGAGAGUAACAAUUCAAUAGUAGCAAUUCAAUUAUAAGUCAGUAAAGUUGAAUCGACUUCAUGAACAUAGUGGAAAAAUAUAAUUUGUAGCUACUAUAUAUCAGAUAUCAAAGAUCAGCUUCAAGACCAGAAUCGUCCCAUUAG